UCCUCGUACUCUGCGCCACCCCCCAUCUCUCUCUCUCUCUUCUGCUGCAUCAUCGCUGUUUUCGCUCCCUUCUGCGGCCCGAACCGCAUCCCAAACCGACACCUGUCCGUCACUACUGCGCUCCCUCCAACGCCGUAUUGAGAUUCGCCACCCAAUUUCUUUCUCUAAAAUCUUCUCCCAGUUUCGUUUCUUGGAUGGUUUUCUGGUUUUCUGGUUUCUGGGUUCUGGGUUCUGCUCCUUUCUGGCCGCCAUUAAUGGUGUUUGAGUUAGUUGGUCUCGUAAAGCUCGGUUCUUGCUCUCGUUUUUCUGAUGGCUUCCCUCACUCCCGGCGUCUUGCUCAAACUUCUCCAGAAUGUCGACGACAAAGACGCUAAAGUCGUGGGUGAACACCGCUCUGCUCUCCUCCAGGUGAUAAGCAUUGUGCCUUCACUGGACGAUGAUCCAUGGAAGAGCAGGGGAUUUUACCUGAGAGUUUCAGAUUCCGAGCAUUCGGCUUACGUCUCCGUCUCCGACGAAGACGCCGAGUUGAUACUGAGUGACAAGAUCCAACUCGGGCAGUUCAUCCACGUGACUCGGCUCGACGCGGGGUCCCCUGUUCCGCUGCUCCGGGGACUGAAGCCGGUGGCCAAGCGGCGGCCGUGCGUCGGAGAGCCUAAGGAUUUGAUUUCCAGCGAUUUUUUGACGGCUAGAAGCCGGUCGGAGCCCAAGAAGGUGAAGAAGAAUGAGGCAAAGGCGAAAGAAUCAGAGUUGAAGCAUAGAAGACGACAUUCCAUUGAUGCUGGUGGUAAGGUUGAAGGGAUGGAGAUGAAGAGAGUAAGCUUGGAUUCCAUGAGAAGAGGAUGGGACCCGAGUCCGAGUGGGAAAAAUGGGUCUAAGCCUAUAUCUAAGAACAAUCCUCUCAAGAGCUUUAGCCCAGAUUCUGUUUGUUCUCAGAAAAAGGUUUCUUUGGAAAAAGAUUUGACACCAAGGCGAAUAAGCAUGGGUGCUUCACCACUUCAGAACAAGAACAUCAUUGUAUCACCGAAACUGGUCAGCAAACCUUCUAAGAAAGAUGUCCAAACAUCCCAGGAUGAUGCUCUUCCUGGUCAUUUAAUGAAGGUGGAUGUCAGCCUUAAGAAUCUGUCGGACUCGAGGGUAUUCUGGAGUUCUCUCCCGUCGCCCAUUCAUUGUCUUGGGAAGGAGGUUAUGGGUCAUAGGAACGCUGCAUUUUGCUCUGCUAUGCUGGCGUUAGAAGAAGCUUCCGCUGCAGAAGGCGUCAUUCAUUGCAUGAGCAUUUUUGCAGAGCUAUGCGAAUUGUCGGAUAGAAGCUCUGCUGGACAAGUGGUGGAGCGAUUUCUGAACCUCCAGGAAAGCAUGAAGAAGGCGUUUGCUGUUACUUAUGCUCUGAUGAACAGGAGAGCUCUCGAAACGAAAAGCAAAGAUGGUUUUAGCUUACAAUAUUCGUUGCCAGAGAUGUGCAAGAACGCGGUUAACAGAAAUGCAGCGUUGUGGGUUCAGGCCGCAGUGGACACAAGCCUCUCGAGGUUUUGUCUGUUUUCGAAUAAUCAGCAGAAAGGAGGCAUUUCAUCAAGUGGCGAAAAGCAUUAUUGUGCUAUAAUAGAGAACGGUCCCAAGAAAACCGAGAGCGAGAACCUUUCACCUAAAGAUAGGAAAAGCAACACGAAAGGGCAGCCUUCUCGUCCAAGGCGUUCCGUUUCAGCUGCUCAGAACAUUGAUGUUCGAAGGCAAGAAUGGUCGAAAGGAGACGGGCUCAAGGAUGCUGCAAAUUUAGCUGAGAAGUUGCUGUCUUCUUCUCGAACGUGGUUUCUGAAUUACUUAGAGACUAACCUAGACAUGGCAUUCGGGAUGCAGAAGGGCGAAGGGAACCCAGAAAUCGCCAGGCUCCUGGGACAGCUCAAAAGGGUUAAUCAGUGGUUGGAUAACUCGAGACAGGAAGGAGAUAAACCCGAUGAGAGUAUCGAAGGCCUGAGAAAAAAACUGUACGGGUUUCUGCUCGAUCACGUUGUAGUUUAGACCAGUUAGUCGUAGAUUUCUGCACCA
Molecule: messenger RNA, 2040 nt
Organism: Ipomoea nil (Japanese morning glory)
Lineage: Eukaryota; Viridiplantae; Streptophyta; Magnoliopsida; Solanales; Convolvulaceae
Exons: 5
Coding region: 310-2013 (567 amino acids)
Source: RefSeq, a predicted model, not a curated record